AUGCCGCCUAGUAGACGGCCGCGUACCGACCCCAUCGUCCGCGUCCGCACCGGUUGCUGGGCCUGCAGACGCCGCAAGAAGAAAUGUGAUGAAGUCAAACCCAUCUGUGGGGGAUGCGUGCGGAAUAAGCUCACCUGCCAGUGGCCGACCAUCAUCCCAGGCCAACCCAAAGCCAACAAUAUCUCCUUCAUGCCUGAAGAGGAUGGCCAUCACGAUCGACAGUCAAAUGAAGAUGGAUCCCCUCGACAGAUGAGCGUGAACCGGGAAACGUCCAGCUCGAUCGAGUCCCGUUCUACCUCCCCAUCUUCCCCGGAGGAGAUACUACGGGAGUCCAACUCCCCGGAAGACACGUCUCGCGAGUCUCCUGCAUCAGGUCCCUUGGUUUCAAUGGACCUUACUCCAACUUCUGCCAUCGGCAGCAGCCAAGCCCUAGGAACGUCUGCCACCGUUAGCAAUCUACUCCCCCGGAGCCUGUCCAUGUUUCCCGGCCAUGGACCUGAUUCCUAUCAGCUGUUGAGCCACUAUUUGGCCACGACAGCAGACUGCAUGGCCAACGGCUCUACCCCGAUUAAUCCAUUUUUGGUCCAGAUCGUGCCACUCGCUUUCAGCAGCGAUCUCCUGCUCCAGCUGGUUCUGACGCAGAGUGCUGCCCAUCGGGCGUUUCGCUGCCACAAGGAGUCUGACGAGGUGGCACAGAAACACUACACCUCAGCCCUUCAGCUAUUCCGAAAAGGUGUUACCGAUUUUAUUGACGGGAAAGAAUCAAACCCGCUCAUGCUGACGGUAGGGGCGUUGGUGAUGUGCUUUACAGAGACGGCCAAAGGCGAUAUGAAUGGCACGAUAUUUGACCACCUGACUGCUGCUAACUCUCUUCUUAUUCGACUGCUCUCACAAAGUGAUACAGCGGUACCGAAAGACUUAAAAGACUUUGUUAUCGAAUACUACACCUACACUGCUGCUGUGAGCAUGAUCUCGGUUGAUGCUCGUGUCAGUACUCAACUGUUCUUGAACUUUGAUCUCGAACAGCGGGCGCGUCAGCUGCUGCAAUCGGAAUACGUGGGGAAUUUAUGUGGUUGCUGGCUGGAGUUGCUGCUGCUGAUACCGUGCAUUUUCGACCUAGGUCGGCAAUGGAUGAUGCACGAUGGCCGACCAGCUAUGCCCACUGCAGAUGAUAUUGCCAUGUUCAGCUCGCUGCAAGUACAGAUCAUGCGGUGGACACCAUAUGCCUCGGUCAGCCCGGAGGUAUUUCUGGCAGGGCGGAUCUUCCAGCAGGCGAUGCUCCUUUACCUGUACACCGCGCUAGGCGGGUUCUCCCGGGCGGAGAACGGCAUGUAUCAGGGGCUAAUAGAGACCGCGGUUACAGAGGCGAUGACUUAUCUAGGGCAGCUGUCUGGGACCGCGCGGAUCAACUCCGGGCUCUGUUGGCCGAUUGCUGUGGUGGGGUCGUGCUUAACCAAUGCAGAACACCAGGAUAGUCUACGCCGCCGGCUCACCAUUAUGGUAAACACGUUUGGCCUUGGCAACAUGCAGAGGACUCUACUCAUACUGGAACACAUGUGGCAGAUGCCGCUGGACGAAACCGGCCCAUGGAACAUCUGCCGCGCCAUGCAGCGGAAUCAAAUAUGGAUAUCGUUUGCCUAA
This is a messenger RNA of Aspergillus neoniger CBS 115656, 1641 nucleotides long. RefSeq names its product Zn(II)2Cys6 transcription factor. Gene Ontology annotation, molecular function: zinc ion binding; transcription cis-regulatory region binding; DNA-binding transcription factor activity, RNA polymerase II-specific. Lineage: Eukaryota; Fungi; Ascomycota; Eurotiomycetes; Eurotiales; Aspergillaceae. Gene Ontology annotation, cellular component: nucleus. Bases 1 to 1641 code for a protein of 546 amino acids. The transcript has 2 exons. Gene Ontology annotation, biological process: positive regulation of transcription by RNA polymerase II. The record is from RefSeq and is a predicted model, not a curated record.